Molecule: messenger RNA, 6348 nt
Organism: Ceratosolen solmsi marchali
Lineage: Eukaryota; Metazoa; Arthropoda; Insecta; Hymenoptera; Agaonidae
Gene: PlexA
Product: plexin A
Exons: 16
Coding region: 422-6181 (1919 amino acids)
Biological process (GO): regulation of cell migration; semaphorin-plexin signaling pathway
Cellular component (GO): plasma membrane; semaphorin receptor complex
Molecular function (GO): protein binding; semaphorin receptor activity
Source: RefSeq, a predicted model, not a curated record
CAGGAGGAGUAGCGGAGGCAGCGACACCGGCAGCAUCAAUAGAUCCGAGAAGAGAAGGACGCCAGUCUUGCCGAGGGAAAGUGAGAGCGAGAGGGUGAGAGAGUCCGGGGGCUACGAGAAUUGGCUCCGGGCGCUGGUCCGCCGACGCUCGAUUGAUAAGCCAGCGAGAUCGGGACAGAGGGGGUGGUUGUGUUGUGUGUCGUUGUUGUUAUUAUUAUUUUUAGUUUGGUUGUUAACGGUGGUGAUACAUAAAUUCGUCUGAUCUUGGUGACAAGUGAUCUUAGCGCUCCUCUGCCAGUAAGGCGGAGGGUGAUAAGGGCUGCGAGGGGCUCGCGACGCCGCUGCCAACCGCAGGCGUCGUCACCGGGCAGGACGUCCCGAACAUUUCGAAUCGACUGGUGGUGCAUCCAGGGUGAUUAGGAUGUGCCAAGGGGCGGGCGCCGGCAGGGCUUGGGCCGGUGCGCUGCUGGGCCUCCUGCUUGUACAGCUAGAGCUGCUCUGCUGCCUCGGCUCGCCCAACGCCAUCGUCGCCAAGUUCUACGACCCGGGCGUCGACCGCAUGAACCACCUUGUGGUUGAUAAGAACACCGGUCGCGUUUACGUCGGGGCGGUCAAUCGCCUCUACCAGUUCUCGCCGGAUCUUGACCUCGUUAUGGAGGAGGAGACGGGCCCGAAGAAGGACUCGCCCGAGUGCUCCAUGAUCGACUGUCCCCGGGAGGCCGUGCGAAAGCUCCUCGACAACGUCAACAAGGCCCUCGUCAUCGACUACACGACCACGAGGCUCAUUUCCUGUGGCAGCCUCUUUCAGGGUAUGUGCAAUGUCCGUGACCUGCGCAACAUCUCCGAGGUGGUACAAGAGGUGAAGGAGCCCGUAGUAGCGAACAACGCUACGGCCUCGACGGUGGCGUUCAUCGCGCCCGGACCACCGAAUCCACCGGUCAGUCAGGUCAUGUACGUCGGCGUCACGUACACCGGGAACUCGCCCUACCGCUCGGAGGUGCCCGCCGUAAGUUCACGCUCCCUCGACAAGGAUCGCAUGCUCAACAUCGCGGACUCGGCGGUGACGACCGGCACCCGCAUGUACGUGAACUCUCUCUCGCGGGAGCGCUACCCCAUCAACUACAUCUAUGGCUUCAGCAGCGAGGGCUUCAGCUAUUUCCUCACCACCCAGCUCAAAAGCACGAGCAAGACCGUCUUCAUCUCGAAGCUCGUGCGCGUCUGCCACGACGACCAGCAUUAUUACUCGUACACGGAGAUACCGAUCGAGUGCACGAGCAGUAAGGGUAAGACCUACAACCUCGUGCAGGCGGCGUACAUCGGCAAGGCGGGAUCGGUCCUCGCCGGCGAUCUCGGCAACACGCCCCAGGACGAUGUACUAUUUGCCGUCUUCGCCGAGAGCGAUGGGCCCAACAGUAGCAAGCCCAAGGCGCAGUCCGCGUUGUGCGUUUACUCGUUGAAGGCCAUUCGCAGACGCUUCAUGAGUAAUAUACAAAAGUGCUUCAGCGGCGACGGCGAGAGGGGAUUGGACUUCAUAUCGCCCAGUCACAACUGCGUCUCAACGAAGCUACAAACCAUCGGUGAAGACUUCUGCGGACUAGACGUGAACACGCCGCUGGGCGGCCAGGAACCGAUGACCGCAGUCCCGGUGCUCACCUUUGACAAGACACUGCUGACGGCGGUCGCCGCGACCUCGACCAGCGACUACACCGUCGUCUUCCUGGGAACGAGCGAGGGACACCUGAAAAAGCUCGUCGUGGAGUCGGCCUCGCAGGCCCAAGAGUACGGGGACCUGGAGAUCGACCGCAAGUCCCCCGUCAAUCCUGAUCUGCUCUUCGAUACUCAGCAUCAGAUGCACCUUUACGUAAUGACCGAGCGUCAGAUCGCGAAGGUUAAGGUGCAGGAGUGCUCGGUCUACAAGACCUGCUGGGAGUGCCUGAACGCGAAGGACCCCUACUGCGGCUGGUGCUCGCUCGAGAACAAAUGUAGCCUGAGAAGCGACUGCCAAGACGCCGCCAAGGAUCCGCUUUACUGGAUAUCCUACAAGAGCGGCCGCUGCACGACCAUUACCAGCGUCAAUCCCGACCAAUUGCAGAGGACCACGGCGAGGACCCUCGAGUUGGCCAUUGAAAAUCUGCCGACACUGCCCGGGCAGUUCUUGUGUGCCUUCUCGGCCCUCGAUAAGACGCUCAUUACCAAUGCCACCCGGAAAACGUACGGAGUGAAUUGCACGACGCCACGGACGGAUCUCCUGCCUCCAAUUCCACCGGGGCAGCAUCACUUUACAGCCAAAUUAUCCGUUAGAAUGACCAACGGGCCGGAUCUCGUUGCCACGGACUUCACCUUCUUCGAUUGCAGCACGCACAGCUCCUGCACGCAAUGCGUCUCCUCUAAUUUCCCUUGUGACUGGUGCGUCGAUGGCCAUAGAUGCACUCACGAUACGGCCGAAAACUGUCGCAACGAUAUUCUCGUCACUGGCGUUAGCAGAAUGGGCCCGAGCUAUAGAAGCGGUCCGGCUUUCUGUCCGACGAUCAACGCCACGGAUUCUAAGGAAAUCCUUGUGUCUUCGGGCAUCAAGAAGACCAUACGCGUCAAGGUCCACAUCAUUGGGCAAUUCAUCAUUCAGACUCGCUUCGUCUGUCAGUUCAACAUCGAAGGCCGUGUGACCAGCGUAAAUGCACGUCUCCUCGCCGACACGAUCUACUGCGACGACACCGAGUUCUCCUACACGUCCAGGGCGCCCAACAUCACCGUGCCCUUCGCCGUCAUCUGGGGUGGCUCCAAGCCCCUCGACAAUCCCGAUAAUAUUCACGUUGUCAUCUAUAGAUGCCGCGACAUGGCGGAUAAUUGCGGAAUAUGUUUGGCCCUCGCCGAGAAGUACGGCUGCGGCUGGUGUAUGACCUCGGAUCGCUGCGAAGUUAAGGACCAAUGCGACAAGGGCAGCGGCACGUGGCUCGAUCGCAAUCAGACCUGCCCGAACCCUGAGAUUCUCAAGUUCGAGCCGAUGAUGGGCCCAUGGGAGGGCCACACCAACAUCACCAUCACCGGCAUCAAUCUCGGAAAGACGUUCAAGGACAUUUAUCAGGGAGUCACUGUCGUCGGACUUACCUGUCAGCCGUACGAGGAACUCUACAUACGUACCAAACAAAUUGUCUGUAACGUCGAUGGGCCUGGCGAUAAAAAUAUUCGCGAGGGCCCGGUGAUCGUGAAGAUCGAGGACUUCCGCGGCCAGUCCAAGGAAACUUACAAAUUCGUCGAUCCGAAAAUAAUGUCCAUCUCGCCGACCCACGGCCCGGUAAGCGGAGGCACCCGACUCAGCAUAAUCGGCAACUACAUGAACGCGGGCAGUCGAAUCCAAGCCUUCAUCGACAAAUUGCCCUGCGAGAUCAAUAAUACCGAGCACGACGAGGUACUCUGCAUUACGAGCGCGAGCGACCGCAAACGUAAGGGUCCGCUUUACAUGUUCUUCGACAACUCCAUGAGAGAGUACAAUGGCUUCUUCGAGUACGUCGACGAUCCCAAAAUCGAGAGCGUGGAGAGUGGCGUUGGCGGUGGUCAGCUAAAGAUCCCCAAGGGCAUACCAUCCGGGGGCAUUAAGAUCAAUAUAACGGGCACGAAUCUUGGUUACAUACAGAAGCCCGAAAUGUACGUCUAUUACGAGGGCAAGCAGUUCUUUUCGCAGGCCUGCGUCAUCUUGAGCCAAACCAAUAUGGUCUGCAAGUCGCCGGAAAUCGAUGUGCCCGCGGGUGUGCUCGACGCCGAGAAGCCCCUUGCCCUGGAAUACGGCUUCCGUAUGGAUAAUGUCGCGAGGGUGCAGAAUCUCACUCAGCAGAAGCUCCAUCGGUUUUUGCUCUACCCCGAUCCGGUAUACGAAGUCUUCGACAAGGAGAUCAAGGACUACAAGAGCGACUAUUUGACGAUCAAUGGACAGCACCUGGACAGAGCCUGCCAGGAAUCGGACGUCGUUGUGAAGAUCGGAGACAGCUUCUGUAACGUAACGUCGCUCUCGCGACAACAGCUGACCUGCCGACCACCAUCGACUCAGCCUCCGGCCCUCGACUCUUUGGGCAAUCCAAAGCCCGAUCUACCGGAGGUCAUCGUCACCGUCGGCGGUAAUCUCGAAUACAAGAUCGGCAAGCUCAAUUACUCCCCGUCCGCGGGCUUGAACAGUCCCUUAUCCACGCCCGCGUUAAUCGGCGUCAUAACGGCAAUAGUGAUCCUGGUAAUCGUCUUCAUAGCCUUUCUCAUAGCCUAUCGGCGCAAGUCGACCGAGAGCAAUCGAGUGCUCAAGAACAUGCAGGAGCAGAUGGAUAUUCUGGAGCUGCGCGUCGCCGCCGAGUGCAAAGAGGCCUUUGCCGAGCUCCAGACCGAGAUGACCGACCUCACGGGUGACUUGACGAGCGGCGGAAUUCCCUUCCUCGAUUACAGAACUUACGCUAUGAACAUCCUAUUCCCGUCGGACGACAAUCACGUGGUGCUACAAAGAGAGAAGCCCGAGCUCGUGCGGAAGGAGAAGGGCUUGAGACUCUUUGGCCAGCUGAUAAUGAACAAGACCUUCCUCUUGCUCUUCGUGAGAACGCUCGAAAGCAAUCGCUACUUCUCCAUGAGAGACAGAGUCAACGUCGCGAGCCUUAUUAUGGUGACGCUGCAAAGCAAGAUGGAAUAUUGUACGGAUAUUCUCAAGACUUUGCUCGCCGAUUUGAUAGAAAAGUGCAUGGAGGGCAAAAGCCAUCCCAAACUCCUGCUCCGAAGAACUGAAAGUGUUGCCGAGAAAAUGCUGACCGCCUGGUUCACUUUCCUGCUUUACAAGUUUAUGCGAGAAUGCGCCGGCGAGCCAUUGUAUCUGCUGUUCCGUGCCAUGAAGCAACAAGUGGACAAAGGACCGGUCGAUGCUAUUACCUCGGAAGCCAGAUAUUCGCUUUCGGAGGAGAAACUCAUAAGACAGUCGAUUGACUUUAAAGCGAUGACGGUGUACGUGUCCAUCUCGCAACAGACAGUCUUUGUCGGCGGCAUGGAUCCAAAUACGGAGAAUGUACCAGUUAAAGUUUUAGAUUGUGAUACCAUAUCUCAAGUGAAGGAGAAAGCGCUGGAUACCAUAUACCGAUCCACGCCCUAUAGUCAAAGGCCGAGAAAGGACGAUCUUGAUCUUGAAUGGAGAACGGGAGCUUCGGGUAGGCUGAUCUUAUACGACGAGGAUUCGACGACGAAGACCGAGGCCGACUGGAAGAAACGCAACACUCUGAAUCAUUAUCGCGUGCCAGACGGGGCCUCGCUCAACUUGGUCUCCAAGCAAUCUUCCAUUUACAAUCUCUCGAUCCUGUCCGAGAAGACGGACAAGUCGCACAAGUACGAGACCUUAAAUCUCAGCAAAUUCAGCUCGGCAAGUCCACCGCUGUCACGCGCCACCUCGCCUCUCAAUCACGACCACGACGGUGGCCUCAAGGUUUGGCACCUCGUCAAGCACCACGACACCGACGUUCAGAAAGAAGGCGAGCGCGGCAACAAAAUGGUAUCGGAAAUUUAUCUCACGAGGCUCUUGGCGACCAAGGGCACGUUGCAGAAAUUCGUCGACGAUCUCUUCGAAACGAUAUUCAGUACGGCGCAUCGCGGUUCCGCUUUGCCGCUGGCCAUCAAAUACAUGUUUGACUUCCUCGACGAUCAAGCACUGCAUCAUCAGAUUACCGAUCCCGAGGUCGUGCACACGUGGAAAAGCAAUUUGCUGCCGCUCAGGUUCUGGGUGAAUCUAAUCAAGAAUCCGAAUUUCAUAUUCGAUAUCCACAAGUCCAAUAUCGUCGACUCCUGCUUCUCGGUCGUCGCGCAGACUUUCAUGGACAGCUGCUCCACGUCCGAUCACAGAUUGGGCAAAGACUCGCCAAGUUCGAAGCUUCUCUAUGCCAAGGACAUUCCAGUGUAUAAAGAGUGGGUAGAGCGCUACUAUUCGGACAUUAAAAUUAUGCAAGCCAUAUCUGACCAGGACAUGAACGCAAUGCUCGCCGAAGAAUCAAGACUGCACACAAACGAAUUUAACACAAACUGCGCUUUGUACGAGCUGUACACCUACGCGAGCAAGUACAAUGAGCAGCUGACGGUAACCCUGGAAGAGGACGAGUUCUCGACGAAGCAGAGGCUCGCCUACAAGCUCGAGCAGGUGCACAACAUAAUGGCCGCCGACGGCAAUCCCUGAUGUCCCGUUUACACGAGCAAGCACUCGAACAAAUCCGCGCACAACGAACUGGCCUGCUGAGGCCCGAGGAGCUCGACGGUGGCCGGCAAUGACGCAGCCGCCGCCGUCGACGAUUACUGGGACGGCUUCGGGAUACUCGACGCCGAGCACCAGUAUCUCCUCGCCUC